CGAGGUUGCCAGUUUGGUGGCGUGUUCAUCGUGGCCUGAUAGGAGGAUGGCCGCCUCGCAAACCUGGCAACAGUGACUAUGCGCUGGAUACAGCAGACAGUAUGGCGGACAGCGAAAGUGAUUUGGAGACAGACGGGCUCGAAGUGGCUCUGGACUCUCUGUGUAACAGACACUGCAGCGAUGGAUCGUCUCUGAGGAGCAAGAGCUACUGCUCUGAGUUUUGUGAGUUGGUUGAGGAGUACACGGGACAAUGGCAAGUUCCUCUUCCUCAGUUAAAGGUGCUGUGGACUGCACUGAGCAGUUUCACCAAAGCCACUGCUGCCUUCCCCGACGACUGUCAGCACGUCCACUAUGUUCUCAGCAGUCUGGCCUUGAGCUUCUUUGAACUGAUGCUGUUCUUUAGCAAAGAAGAAUUUGUGGAAAAGCCUUUAAAAGACAUCCUCGAUUCCUUUCAGGCAUGCCACUCUCAGCUCCUGCGGCACAGGAACGUCUACCUUCAGCAUGUGAAGCAGAUCAUCAAAGCAGGAGGCCCAUGGGAGAAUCCAGUCCUGCAGGGAAUCCUAAAGGAGGCAGACUUGCCUCCAAAGGAAGUUGAGGACUACUUAAGCUCGGAGUUGCCAGUAUUCUUUGAGCUGCGGGUUCGCUAUCUGCAGGCCUGUGAACGAAUUCAAGAGGCGAAAGCCCUGGCAAAAAGCUGCCUGGAGAAUCGUGAGGCUGGAAAGCAUCUGUACUUCCAUCAAGCCUACCUGACCUGCCUUUAUAAAGCAUCACUACAUGAACACCUCCACAAGGAGAUGGCAGAGAUAGAUGGCCGUGAUGCAGUAGAGAUAAUCUGCAACACAGAGAGUGUUGAAAAAGAUGAACUUCUGCUGUCACUGUGUAAAUCUUUUCUCACACAGCAACUACACAAUGGAGACAUGUACUACAUCUGGGACCUGGUGUUCAUCUGGAGCAGGUUGCAUCUCAGGGCCCAUCCUUCCAGAGAAGGCUUCUUGGCUGAGUGCUUGCAGUUGGCUUCCUCUGCUACUAACGUCAGAGCCAUCUUCCCCUUUAUCAAACUGGUCACUACAGAGCUGGGAGGUGAAGGAGUCCAUGUCUGUUUGGAGCUCUGUGCCAGGUCCUUGCAGCUGUGUGACAUGCAGGCUGACAGUGUGACUCGGUCCCUGGUCUGCAAGACCAUCGCCUUCCUGCUGCCCCAUGACUUGGAGAUCUGUCGUGCAUGUGCCCUGCUGGUCUUCUGUCAGGAACGCAGCCUGGAGGCUUACCGAACUGUCUGCUUGCUUUACAUGCAUCCCGAUCAAGAGCCACAUCCCCACAACAGCCCAGUCCGGACCAGUGUUCGCUUCCACAUUCUGCAGAUGCUCAAAGAGCGCCUGUGUUUUGACCCAGAGUUUUGGAACCUCCUGACCCUCAGGACCCAUUGCUUGGAGUUGAUGAGUGACAAAGUGAUGAAAGAUGCGGUUCUCAAUGAGAUGAAGGAGGAAGAGGAGAAGGAAUACAGUGAAGAGCAGUUAAUAAAUAACUGUGUAAAUGACUCAUGCACUCAAGGUUUCAAUUCCUGCCAGUGCACUGGAGCCGUUGUGAACAAAGACCUUCCAGAAGAGCAGACCAUGGAUGGAGAGACAGAUAAGCCUGUUGCCCCAUCCAGUAAUGCUCUUCUGAAGACAAGAACAUGGAGGAGAGGAUUGCGAAGGAGAAAACAAUCCAAGUCUAACGACGACGUGGAAUUUGGUGAUGAUCCGGAGAUCAAAUACAAUCUCAAAUCCACCUCUGCAGGCAAUAAGCCUGUGUAUUCACUAAGACGCAAUCACACUAACAUGGAACAUGCUGCUGCUGUAAAACUCCCUCUAAACCGCAAGAGAGAAUACUUGUCUCGAUGUGUGAAAAGCCAAAUUUUGAAAAGGAAAGGUCGAAAGAAAAGAUGGUUGCAGGGUCUCCCAAGGGUGGAGCAAGUGCAGACAAUUAAAGAGAAAGUCAAAGUUAAAGGGAAAAAACGGGGACGAAAGCCUUUACCGAAAGUGGAACUCUCCUACCCCGAUAAUGAAAUAUCUCUUCCAGAGGAGGAGUCUGGCUUUGAGGAGAUAACUGACACAGACGACAGAGAACUGGAUAUGCCUUUCCUGGAGAAUGAACUUGAACUAAGCAAACAGAAGGAGAACCAACUUGAGCAGAUGAAUGACCUUAAGAAGGAAAAUGGAUUUGAGAAACACAUUGACUUGUUCUGUGGCAGCAGUGAACAAACCCAAGAGGAAUUUGGUCCCGAGCUUUGUGAAGGUUCUCCUAGUGAGCCUCAAGCUCCUGUUCUUGUUGCUGAAACUGACCCUGAGCUCGAUGGUCCGCCCUUGGAGUUGUUGGACUGUCCUAUAGAAAUGUUACAUAGCUACUCGCUUAAAUCCAAAAAGCCUGACAGUGAGAAACCGGAACCUCUUGAAUCCUCUGCAUCAGAUGGGCUUAAUGGCGACACAAAACAAGAGCCCCAACCAACAGUGGAAACCGAAGUGUCAAACACAGAGGUAAUGGCCAAGAGAACGUGGAGGGACAGAGUACUCCGUACUCAACAAUAUGCUCACCUGAUGUACCACUGCAACUUCUGCCGCAAAGACUACAAAGGCUUGAAUGUUAUGAGGCAUGCGCUCUCACACCUUAAGAGCAGGAAACUAAGAUGUAUACUCUGUGGAAAACGCUUUAAACUGCUUCUGUUUGCCAAAAAGCACAUUCUGGAUCACAUUGAUGAAAUGUGCAAGCAGAAACCUCCUCAUAAGGUGCCGUGCACUAUUGAUAUGCCAGCUGCUAAUGGAGUAGUAGAUAAUGUGGGAAAUCGGAGUCAGUCUCAGAAUGAAAAUCGGACUUCCAUAAAUGAUGAGGAAACUCCUGAACAGAAAUCCAGAAGCAAACCUAAAGUGUCGAUCCUCAAGAGGGAAGAUCGAAUCAUCAGGAACCUCCGCACCCUCAUCAAAAAGACAUCAGUGCUUCACAAAAAGUGCAAGAACCCUAACGCUAAUAUAUUCAAGCAAGUAGACUUUAAGGAUGAGCAGGUAGUCAUUAAAGAUGGUCUGGUGAUCGUAAAAGAUCCUUCUGUGAUGGAGACUGAGGGAAAAGGAGAGGAGAAGGAGAGGCCACCAGGAGAAAAUGGUUAUGGUGUGAACAUCACGUAUCAUUUGUGCCCUUCGGAGUCCUGCGAUAGAGUAUUCCUCAGGAUCAGCACCACACUAACAAAGCAUGCUAUCAAAUGCCAUAUUAACGAAGAGAAGGUGCUGGAGAAGACUUUUGUUUGGGCCAAACACAAGUGUACUCUGUGCCUCAGGCAGAUACAGUUUCUCCAGCAUUACAAAGACCACAUGAAGCUCCACAAUACUGCUCUCCAGCACUUCUGCUACCAUCUGGAGUGUAAGCAGCGCUUCUUGACACAGCAGGAAUUAAAGGAUCAUAUCAGUACACACCAGCCCUUCAGACCUCAAUGUCCAUUCACAGACUGUGAGAAGCUAUUCUGUAGCCUUCAAGGUCUCUAUGACCAUGAAUGGAGACACUACAACCCGGUCCCUCAAAGAGACGAACUCGAGUUGGGACCCAACAGACAGAAGAAGCAAAAUGCUGAAGCUCCGUGGAAGCAGAGAGUGAAAGUUGAGGAGAUAUGGCUGCAGAGUAAAAAGGGACAGAGGGAGAGUCCCACCAUUGAUCAAACUGAGGCCUCUAAUGACAAUUUCAACAACAAAAAGGAAGCUGAGCCUUGGCAACCAAGCGUCUCAGACAGCAGUCAAGACCUGUCCAAAUCUGAUAAUUGUUCAGUGGAAACCAUCAAGCAUGAAUCCAUGGAUGACAGCAAAACCGCCAUCAAUGGAUUUAAGGAUGACACAGUGUCAGAGGGACAGCUCUUUUCCACUUCUCAUACUGGUGCUACCGCAGCAACUCCAAUUAAGAAAGGUCGAAAAAAGAUGCCCUCCGAGUGGGACCCCUUGAAUGUCCGAGACCUUGAGGAUUUGUCCACUUUAUCUGAGGGAGUCCAGCAGAAACUGGGAGAGCCACACAUCACAGAGCACAAAACCUUCAAACCUGAAGAUCCUUCCUAUGCGCCUUUUGUCAAAGCCCCCUUCAUCCGGCCGCCACCCUCCACCUACCUAGACGAAUCUCUGCUCUCGAUGCGGAAGAGGAGGUCCACCAAUGAGGUCACUCCAAGGAAAAAUGUUUACUGGAACAACAAGAAAAAGGAGCCUGUGCCAGAAAAGGAGCAGCAGAAGAACACUGUGUCCCCUGCGCAGAAGAUCAGGUCCCGCUGUGAUAAAUGUCUUUCCUCCUUCAGCUGCUUAGAAGAAUUACAGAAACACCAAGCUCUUAACACCUGCUCUGCACUCUUUGGCUUUGAUUCUGACGAUGAAAGUUAGUUGUGAGUGAAGACAAACUGUAAUUGGAGUGACCAUGGUGCUCUGCCACCCGGCUCAAGAGAAUACUCAAGAUAAAGGAACACUGGAACCCUUUCUUCAUACUCAGAUUAGUUCUUGGAUUUUAUCAGUUCAUCGAAAUGAGUAAUUGAAUUUGUUUUCAUUUUUUAUUUAAUUAAUAGAGCCCUUUUUGAAGCAAUAAUUUUGAAAGCUAAAACUAGUUUUAAACAAGUUUUUUUUUUUCUUCCUGAAAACUCCAUCAUUUGUCACAAAUCUGUGAUAAAUCCAUGUAUUCUUCUAAUCUAUCAUAAUCUUGAGCAAAUCUAAAAGUAAUGCUGAAAAAACAUCUGGGAACUGAGAAACCAAAUAUGGGCUAAGACACCUUGCCUUGAAUAAAAGAAAGGAAAAAAACAAUAAUCAUUCACGUAAGUUACUUACAGCCUUAAAAUGGCUUGUACUCACAGUACUCCUGUGUUUGUAAAGUCAACCCUUUGUUGGACUGACCAUAUUGUGGUAAACACAUGGUGUGUAACUUUCAGGAAAAUAUUGCUCAUCCAUGCAUCUGCAUUUUUCUUUAUUGAAGAAACUACACUUAAACAUUAGAAGUUUUAAAAAGGGCAGAAUACAAAGCAAUGGAGAAAACCUCUUUUUGGCAGACUGCAUCUAUAUUAGCCAUUUACUUACAAAAAUGAAUGACUUGUCUAGAAGCACAUGGUGAUGCAUUCUAUCUAUUUUUGGUUAAAACACAUUUAAUUAGGUCUUUUUACAUCAACUGGAUCGAUUUUAAGUGUCUACUUUUUUAAACACUACAGAGAAAAGUCCAACUGAUUUCAUCUGUAGACAAAAAUAGUUUUUGAAAAAAAAUUUCCAUCAAAGUGCCAAGUCUCUCGCGGUGUUCAAAAUAAUGCCAGAAAUGUUGCAUCAUAAAAUCUUAUCCUAGUUUGUCCUAAGAGUUUGGAUCUGACAUGCAGUAUAUCAUAAGCACUGUUUGCAACUGUAUGAUAUAUUGUGAAAAAUCAUGUGAAUUGGUGAAAAGAUAAGCUCAAUGCACGUUGCCCUCUGUUUAAUCACCGUAGUCUUCCAGCAUACUUUGGUUGAACUGCUGUUUUUGUUGGUAACCUAACUCGUCUUCUGGUCAUGGUAUGACAACAGGAAUAAUUAAUCGAAGCCGUGACCAAAAUGUUUAAACAUGUGAAGCUGCGUUCAUACUGUCACACUAUUAUUCUGUACAGUAUAUGAAUUAUUCACAGUUUUAUUAGUGCCAAGACUAAAUCGCAGUGUUAGACUGUAGGUAAAUAUAUACAUUAAACUCAGUAAUACAGUAUCAGUUUGCUUUGAAUCUCAAGUUUUCAAAGUUUCUCAUGUUUAACUCUAUGCUCAUGUAUUUCAGUAUGUAGAAUAUUUCACAUUGUUAUGUAUAUACUUUUUGAGAUGAUUGGGUCUGUUUAAUAACUUU
Messenger RNA from Larimichthys crocea (large yellow croaker), 5832 nucleotides. RefSeq lists its product as uncharacterized. Bases 102 to 4379 code for a protein of 1425 amino acids. Gene Ontology annotation, biological process: regulation of transcription by RNA polymerase II. The transcript is spliced from 12 exons. Gene Ontology annotation, molecular function: DNA-binding transcription factor activity, RNA polymerase II-specific; DNA binding. The record is from RefSeq and is a predicted model, not a curated record. Gene Ontology annotation, cellular component: nucleus. NCBI's taxonomy places the organism in Eukaryota, Metazoa, Chordata, Actinopteri, Sciaenidae.